AUGGAUGUGGUGUGCACAGGUAAACUCGGUGCGCACUGUUCACUUCGGACGCUCGCAUUGGCGUUGCAUAUUGAAAUCAAACAGUCCAUUGUCGACUUCAUCGACAAACUGCUCCGAUCGGACAAAUUCGACAAGCCCUCGAGCAAAAUUGCAGAGAAGGCCGUCGAGAGGAGCAACGAGAUGCACAACGUCGCAAACAGUACAAAAGACGAUACAAUC
Molecule: messenger RNA, 219 nt
Organism: Iphiclides podalirius (scarce swallowtail)
Lineage: Eukaryota; Metazoa; Arthropoda; Insecta; Lepidoptera; Papilionidae
Source: the annotation of a GenBank genome assembly